GAGACUUGAUGUUAGUUAAUGAAACUUUAUCUAACGAACAAGUCGUGUUCAUCGGAAGAUUUCCGAAUUUUCAUUUAAAAAUCUGUGAAAUCCUCGCAACCAUGAAGAGUGCAUUGUUAUUGGUGUUCACUUUCCUCGUUUUCACGAGUGUCCAUGCGGAAGUACCAAUGCAUCAACUGGUUACUGGCUUGGCAAACAUGUUUUCCAUCGAUAUGACGGAAGUCGAAAAGUGUAUGAAUAAAAUGGGAACGAAACCAAAUGAUUUUAAACUAUUGGAUGACGCGAUGACCGAAGAUUCUGCGGAGAUUAACAAAGACAGUUUGAGAAGAGCCAGUUGCACCGCGGUUUGUUGUGCUCAGAAGCAAGGAACGAUGACAGGUGCUAAGAUCGAGAUACCAACUAUUCAUAAACUGAUUCAAGGAUCCAGAAUGCCACCGAAAUUGCAACGUGCACUGCAUAUGAAUAUAGAUCAGUGCCACGAUAUAGUGAAAGAGAUUACCGAUGAAUGCGAAUUGGGAUACCGUUUCGUUAAGUGCGUAAUAAUGAAAAUGAUGGAGUCAGAACAAUUAAAAUAAAUAAAUAAAUAAAAGGAUACUAUAUAGAAAAUCAAAGAAUUUUUAAAUAUUAAGAAAAUAUUGCUCGACUCUAAGAAUACUGCUCGACUUUAAUACUUUUGUACGAAAUCCACUGCUGCCAUUUAUUUUUUAAUAAACUGAAAGUAUUUUAAUUUCA
This is a messenger RNA of Osmia bicornis bicornis, 732 nucleotides long. RefSeq lists its product as uncharacterized. The transcript is spliced from 5 exons. The coding region runs from base 9 to 575 and encodes 188 amino acids. Gene Ontology annotation, molecular function: odorant binding. Lineage: Eukaryota; Metazoa; Arthropoda; Insecta; Hymenoptera; Megachilidae. The record is from RefSeq and is a predicted model, not a curated record.